AUGGUUCAGACGUUGCAACCGUGCCGUGGAAGGGUGCUCAGGGGCAAGGGUAGCCGGGAUUUGAAGGCCGUCGCGAACGAUGGAUUCAUGGAAGAUUACGAAUAUCCCACCGAGCGACAAACCUUGGGAGAGGCUCCUGCGUAA
Chaetomium globosum CBS 148.51 is the source of this 144-nucleotide messenger RNA. RefSeq lists its product as uncharacterized. The record is from RefSeq and is a predicted model, not a curated record. The transcript is spliced from 2 exons. Bases 1 to 144 code for a protein of 47 amino acids. NCBI's taxonomy places the organism in Eukaryota, Fungi, Ascomycota, Sordariomycetes, Sordariales, Chaetomiaceae.